Cajanus cajan (pigeon pea) is the source of this 2349-nucleotide messenger RNA. RefSeq names its product U-box domain-containing protein 19. The record is from RefSeq and is a predicted model, not a curated record. Gene Ontology annotation, biological process: protein ubiquitination. Gene Ontology annotation, molecular function: protein binding; ubiquitin-protein transferase activity. NCBI's taxonomy places the organism in Eukaryota, Viridiplantae, Streptophyta, Magnoliopsida, Fabales, Fabaceae.
UUAACCCAAACAAAAACAAUAAUCAUCCAAACACAAAACUCCAACACAAACCUUUCCAUGAUCCGAAACACAAACGGGUCGGGUCGCCGGAUACUAACCUCCCCGGCGAUUCUUCCAUGCGAAAACAUCGCUCUCUCUACUCUUCUCUCUUCACUCAUCGCUCUCUCCGACGCCGUUUCCACUUUCCAACGCAAGUCCUUCCCUUGCAACAACCGGAACGCGAGAAACGCGAUUCGUUUGACUCUCCUUCUCCAACCUUUUCUACAUGAGAUCCGAGACAACAAUUCGGGUCUAUCCGACCCGGCUACCCUCAGCUUGUCGGAGCUCCAUUUCACCUUCCAGAAGCUUCUCUUCCUCCUGGAAGACCUCGCCCGCGAAGGGGCCAAGCUUUAUCUCUUGAUGGAAUCGGAUCGGGUCGCUUCUCAGUUUCGGGUCAUAUCCAGAUCCGUGGCCACUUCUUUGGACGUGUUCCCUUUCGGGUCUGUGGAUAUCUCUGAUGAAACUAAAGAGCAUGUUUUGCUGCUGAAUGAACAAGCAAGGAGGGCAAGGUUUGAAUUUGAGGAAGAAGAUAAACGGGUUGUGAUGAGUGUGGUGUCGGGUUUGACCCGGUUUGAGAACCGGGUUGCCCCGGAUGAGGGUGAGUUGAAGUGGGUUCUUGAGUAUAUUGGGGUUAGAGGGUGGAGUGAGUGUAACAAAGAGGUGAAGUUUUUGGAGGGUGAGAUUGGGUUUGAGAGCUUGAACGAGGAGAAGAGAAAAGUGGGGUUUUUAAGUAGUUUGAUGGGGUUCAUGAGUUAUUGUAGAUGUGUGGUGAUGGAGGUUGUUGAUUGUGAAGAAAGUAAGAGAAAAAAUGAUGCAAGUGAGAAAAGUCCGAGUUUUUGUUUUGUUAACUCGGAUGAUUUUCGAUGUCCAAUCUCUUUGGAGUUGAUGAGUGAUCCUGUGACAAUAGAGACAGGUCAUAGUUAUGAUCGUUCAUCGAUUCUGAAGUGGUUUAGAAGUGGAAAUGCCACGUGUCCAAAGACGGGUAGAAGGCUUAAUAGCACUGAGUUGGUUCCUAACUUGGUGCUUCGAAGGUUGAUUCAGCAAUAUUGCUAUGCGAAUGGCAUAGACACAAGCAUUCCCAUUGUUAGGAAUCGUGAUAUCACUAGGACAAUGGAGCCUGGGAGUGUGGCAGCAGAAGGAGCAAUGAGAAUGUUGGCUAGUUUUCUGAAAGAAAGAAUUGAGAAUGGAAGUGGGGAAGAGAAGAACAGAAGUGCAUUUGAGAUAAGGCUUCUUUCCAAGGCAAGCAUUUUUAGUAGGUCUUGUUUGGUGGAAGCAGGUUUGGUUCCUCUUUUGUUGAAGUUGUUGUCAUUAAAGGAUUCUUUGACUCAAGAGAAUGCUGCUGCAGCACUUCUAAACCUCUCAAAAUGUGCAAAGAGUAGGAGCAUGAUGGUUGAGAAAUGGGGUUUGGAAUUGAUUGUUGGUGUGUUAAAAGAUGGUGUGAAGAUUGAAGCCCGCCAACAUGCUGCUGCUGUGUUGUUUUACCUUGCUUCAAGUGCCGAAUAUGGGAACUUGAUAGGGUUGGAGCCAGAAGCAAUUCCAUCAUUGAUAAGGCUAGUCAAAGGUGGCUCUGACCGAAGCAAGAAAAACGGUCUGGUUGCAAUUUUCGGCCUCCUUAAGCACCCUAAGAACCACACAAGGGUGCUUCAAAGUGGUGUAGUUCCUUUGCUAGUUGAGAUCCUAAAAGAGUGUGAAAAGGAAGACAUAAUCACUGACUCAUUGGCCAUUCUAGCAACUCUGGCAGAGAAAAGCAGUGAGGGUGUAUCAACAAUCCUUCAUUGUGGGGCUAUGCAUGUAGGUGUUGAGAUUUUGAGUUGUUCCACUUCAAGGUUGGGGAAGGAGCACUGUGUGGCAUUGUUGCUUUCUUUGGCAAUAAAUGGUGGAGAAGAUGUUGUUGCUUGUUUAGUGAAAAACGCUUCUCUUAUGGGAUCAUUGUAUUCUCAACUCAGUGAAGGAACAUCUCGAGCAAGCAAGAAAGCAAGUGCUCUCAUAAGGGUCCUCCAUGAUUUUUAUGAAAGGAGGUCCUCUGGAUUCAAGGCUUCAGUUAUUCCACAAGAACAGUUCAUUCAUGUUUGGUAACUCACCCAGUAUUUUUUGUUAACCUGGGUAUUCUUUAAUUUGUAGAUAUUGUUGUAUAAAUGUGCUUUGUUUUUUGUACUCAUGCUAUUAGCUCACGUUUUAAAGAGCUAAUGAGUUUAUCAGCUUCUGUUUUUAAUGAAGCUUGUACAAAUUAUUGUAAUUCAUUUCUUUGUAUUAAUUGAAUAAGAUUGUAUCAUGUCAAUUAAUCAGGAAUAAUAUUCAGAUUUGCCUCCU